AUGGAUCAUCCAGACGAAAUAGCGCCCUACAGGAAGCAAGGAGCCAAGUGCUGUUGCUGCUGUUGCGACUACAGGCGUGCGGUGAUCGCGGUUGCAAUAGUCCUUGGAACUUUGGAGGGUCUUGUUUUGCUUUAUGUUUUGUCUGGUAAUUACUUGAGCUACGCAUGCUCGUCGUACUACUAUGGAACCAAUCGAGAAUGCGAGGAGCAUUUCCAAGCAAUGGCGACCAUAGAGACGAUCUUUAGCAUCACUUCAAUCGUCCUUGGCAUUGGUGCCAUUUGGGGCGCCAUGACCUUCAAUGCCUUUGCGGUUGGCCUCAAUGCUGCUUGGAUCGUCGUUGGUUGGAUCCUUGGCGUUGUCUUUGCCACGAGCAUGUGCAACGCAUGGAACAACAAGGGCAGCUACUACGAAUGCUAUACAGUCUCUUCGAAUAUCGCUGCUCUCGCUAUCACUGCUGCGUUCUCAGCUCUGUUCGUCUACCCACACGUUGGUUUCAUCGUUGAAGUGCAGAAAGGUAUCAUGUCCAAGGAGACUUACGAAAUGGAGAAGUUCAGCUGUUGCUGCAUUUCUAAUGUGCAACCGCAACCUGUGUCACAUCAAGUGGCACCAGCACAUUCCUACGGUCAAGUGUCACAGCAGCAGCAAGCAAAAGCAACGGUAUAUGCGAAGUCUGCGAAGGCGAAGAGUGAUUACCGGUACGCUGGAGGGGACGUGGAAUUGGCUCGCCCAGAAGCAGAAAAGGAGGGGACAGUUCUCUACGCCUAA
Molecule: messenger RNA, 765 nt
Organism: Seminavis robusta
Lineage: Eukaryota; Bacillariophyta; Bacillariophyceae; Naviculales; Naviculaceae
Source: the annotation of a GenBank genome assembly